This is a messenger RNA of Acaulospora colombiana, 140 nucleotides long. Lineage: Eukaryota; Fungi; Glomeromycota; Glomeromycetes; Diversisporales; Acaulosporaceae. The record is from the annotation of a GenBank genome assembly.
UGCCUCCAAAGGUCAUGACUACGAAAAUCGAGAUUGAUUCGUCCAAAGAGAUGUUGCCGCACGGGUUUGCGAGGCUUGGUGAAGGCAUCUGGUUCGUGAAAGCCGAGAACGGUUCACCCAGUGACUUGGACCCCAGGCAA